Tupaia belangeri chinensis (Chinese tree shrew) is the source of this 4731-nucleotide messenger RNA. RefSeq names its product RING1 and YY1 binding protein (gene RYBP). NCBI's taxonomy places the organism in Eukaryota, Metazoa, Chordata, Mammalia, Scandentia, Tupaiidae. The transcript is spliced from 6 exons. Gene Ontology annotation, molecular function: transcription coregulator activity; DNA binding. The record is from RefSeq and is a predicted model, not a curated record. The coding region runs from base 1 to 984 and encodes 327 amino acids. Gene Ontology annotation, cellular component: nucleus. Gene Ontology annotation, biological process: positive regulation of DNA-templated transcription.
AUGUUCCAGGAGCGGCUUCGGGCCGGGGUCCUGAAGACAGCCUCGCGGGGCGGCCAUCCCCACGCUCAAGUCCACAAGUCCGCCCGCUUCCUGCGCCCGCCGCGGCCCUUCCCGGGGGCGCCGCCGCCGCCGCCGUCGCCGUCGCCUGGUGUGCGAGGCAGUCCGGCCCGGCCCCGGGUGCCGGUGGGUGGUCGCCCGAGCGAAGUUUCCAGCACGAUUUCGGCGAAAUUACGACGGCUCACCAGCGCCUGUGUUUUGCUGUCUCUCCCCCCUUUUUCCUGUUCCCUGUCUGUUCCCUCCCCUUUCUCCCACUCCCCACUCCUCCGAAGGCCAAAAAGACAAGCGAAACCUGCGGCAGACGAAGGCUUUUGGGAUUGUAGCGUCUGCACCUUCAGGAACAGCGCCGAAGCCUUUAAAUGCAGCAUCUGCGAUGUGAGGAAAGGCACCUCCACCAGAAAACCUCGGAUCAAUUCUCAGCUGGUGGCACAACAGGUAGCACAGCAGUAUGCCACUCCACCUCCCCCUAAGAAGGAGAAGAAGGAGAAGGUGGAAAAGCAAGACAAAGAGAAACCUGAGAAAGAUAAGGAAAUCAGUCCUAGUGUUACCAAGAAAAAUACCAACAAAAAAACAAAACCAAAGUCCGAUAUUCUGAAAGACCCUCCUAGCGAAGCAAACAGUAUACAGUCUGCAAAUGCUACAACAAAGACCAGCGACACGAAUCACACCUCAAGGCCCCGGCUGAAAAACGUGGACAGGAGCACUGCACAGCAGUUGGCAGUAACUGUGGGCAACGUCACCGUCAUUAUCACAGACUUUAAAGAAAAGACUCGCUCCUCCUCGACGUCAUCAUCCACAGUGACCUCCAGUGCAGGGUCAGAACAGCAGAACCAGAGCAGCUCGGGGUCAGAGAGCACAGACAAGGGCUCCUCCCGUUCGUCCACGCCAAAAGGCGACAUGUCAGCAGUAAAUGAUGAAUCUUUCUGAAAUUGCACAUGGAAUUGUGAAAACUAUGAAUCAGGGUAUGAAAUUCAAAUCCUCCACCUGCCCAUGCUGCUGGCACCCCUGGAGAGUCUUCUGUGGACACCGACCUCUUUAGUGAUGCUGCCAGAAUGAUUUCUGCUCACCAUGGGCAUCUGGCCACCAAGGAAUUUCGCACCCUGACGAUUACUCUUGACACUUUUAUGUAUUCCAUUGUUUUAUAUGAUUUUCCUAACAAUCAUUUAUAAUUGGAUGUGCUCCUGAAUCUACUUUUUAUAAAAAAAAAAAUCUGCUGUGCACAAUUUUCCAUGUACAUUACAACUGGUUUUUUGUUUUUGUUUUGUUGGGGGGGGUUUGGGAGGGGGAGGGAACUUUUAUUUAUUGUGUUCACAAACUCCAUUCUUUCAGCAUAUCCUUUUAAGUUUAGUUCUUUCUUCCAGUUAUACUAUGUACUAUCAGUUUUGAUAUAACUAUAUAUAUAUAAAUAUAAAAUUAUAUAUAAAGGGUUAUUUGAAACCAAUCCAUGGCAACGCUGGUGCUUGAUACACUGUGAAGUGAAUACAACAUUGAACAGUUAACAGAUCUGGGACAGUCCCUUCUAUGAAAGUGCUGAAAUUAAAUUCAAAUCAGUCUUACAUGAAGUAUGUUCCAACCCACGUGGGAACUUGACUCUCUCUGUCUAAAGAGUACUGGACAAUAUAAAAAAUAUAUAUUUUUUAAACAAUGUGAUCUCAAAUUUAAAGACUGCUCCAGAUAGCCUGCAUUUGCAAUGGAAUAACUGACAAAUCACAAGUGGUUUAGUUGGGGAGGACUUUGGUCAUUAUUCAGAAGUAACUAAACUAGCUCCAGAAUGCCAAGUAUUCAUGUAAAUUACGGUUACAUGUAACAUUGCUGUUCUUAUAUCAGCACUCAUGAAAGUAUGGUGUUCUGUCACUCGAAUUCCAUCCAUUUUUCCAGACCUCUCUACUCAUGUCUGAGGUAAACCUAGAUAUAUCUCUUAGUUUUAGGAUUGAACCAUUCUAAACUGUAUCUAUGGUCCAUACUGGGAGCAUCCCUUAUUUCCACUUUCCACUUGACAUCGCAGUGGUGGUUCUUGUCAUUGAAAUGUGUUUGCCCCGUGUCCCUUGGUUUCACCAACCCUCACCCUACGAAUUCAGUUGUGAGAAUCCUUUUUCUUUCUUAAAGCCUUCUAUGACUUGUUUUGCUGAACAGAGGUUGUCAACCACACAUCUAACCCUAACAUGGAGCUUUUAAAUGUUUGGAGGCAUUUCAAUUCCCUGCUGUGAGAAGGAACUCAAGUGGCACCGGCAGCCUGAGCGCCAGCAGCCCAAGGAGCAGGGCAAGCUCCUGCUGCUGCGAGCGGCGUUGAUCUGUUUUCUUCCUCAACAUAAAGAUAGCUUGAGUAAACAGUCUCUCAAAGUUUCUCUUCAUUCUUUUUUUUGCCGUCUUGCAAAAAUCAAAAGACUUCUAAUAUGCUACCCUUUCUCACUUGGAAAAAAAAUGUGUUUGGAUUUGUGCUGUCUCCUCUUUGACUUUUACACUCACGUCCACACGGUUUCGGCACAUCAGGGUCAUCUCUGAGAUGCGAAUUUGAUGUUACCUUCCUUUGUUUGAUUGUACUUUAGAGACUCAUGAGACUCUUGGGAGGGCAACCAAUUGGUAGGAAAGCACCACAUCUUGGUGUUAAGAACCUGGUUUGUUUAAUAAUAGAAGAAAUUUCUGUCUGUGGAGGCAACAAGUAAAAAAAAAUUAACAGCUUGAAUUGAGUAGCCAACUGGAAAGGUUCCUUUCACAUUUACAUUAAAACUAUUCUGUAGUCACUGAUGUACCAUGAUUUAAAUCCUCUUCUCAAAGGUAUAGAUGAUAAAGCAGUGCCAUUUGUUGCUGUGGUCCUAUUCUCAAAUGCAUGGACAAUGUUCCCCUCUUUUUAAAAUAACGCUUGUAUCUGGGAUGCAAGCUGUGCUUAUCUUUUUAAAUACAUUUUUAAAGUAUUUAUUAAUGAACCAAAGGAAACCAGAUGCUUUCUGUAAGCAUCAGAAUAUAUUAAUACAUAGUGAUUUGACUAUGAAUUUUAAAUCCACAUUUUAAUAUUCGUGGGAUAUUGCAAAGACAUUCCUUCUAAAAUUUUAAUAUUCCUUUUUUAAGGGUCUCAGGGAGGGUAAAUUAGUCAGCCAUAUUUAUUUUCCAGAGGUGUAAGGGAUUGCUAAGUUUUUAAAUUAACUUUAAAAGAAUAAUUGUAAUGUCACCAAACUCAUGUGGGUUGCACUGCUUGUUGAACCAGUUAUUGUUGGUAUGCACUUUGUUCAGAACACUGUGUACUUUUUCCAAAUUAGUUUCAUGUAAAGUGAUUGGACCCCCUAGAUUAGUGGAAAAAGCUGAUUAACCAGCUACUCAUAGGCUGCUAAUUAAUUCAUUGCCAUUGUCUUGGUUUUUCAGUUUUGCCUCCAUGAUAAAUUAAAGAAAAGGGAGGGGUGAGGGAAGGGAGGACUGCUUUCGAACAAGUGGGAUGAUAAUGCCAUUUUGGUAGAAACUGCAGCUACCAGUGGGAGUUAUCUAAGCAAUCAGAUUUUAAGGGGUCAGCCCCUUAAGUGCUUGGCUAGUGAGGUGGUAGGUACUUUAGUCUUUUAAUUUCUGAAAUUGAUGACAUCCCUCAGGCAUGUAUUCUGGAAAUGGAAUUCCUGUAACUUCCUGCAUUUGCAGUUUGCCCUACAAUUAGUAGGCAGUGUGGAAAAACACUAGUGUAGAUUGUAAAGGAAUAUGUUAAAAGAGGACCAGAAAUACUUGGUAUUCGGUGGUGCAGAAAGCAGGUUUAAAAAAACCCAAAAGCACAGUGUUAACGCUUGCAAGUUUUCAUUUGUUUUAAUACCACACAAUCUUUCACAUUCGUGCGUCCGCGUGCGCACACAGAGCUUACCUGACUUGCUCUGCUUGAGUCAUGCAGUUUAAAAAAAAAAAAAAAGACAUCUUGACACCCACAAAAUAUUUUAAUUCAAACCUUUCAGUUUCAAUCUGGAUAUUUAAAAAUAUUGGCAGAAAGCUUCUGUGAGUUUAGUUCCACUAAGAUGUUUCACCUGCCUUAUCAAGACCAUUCUCAGUCUACUUUUUUAAGCUACCGUAUCUUAAAUUAUUGAAAAUUUAUUAAUUGCUGAAUAUAUAAUAACCUUGCUUGUAUGUAACCGAAAAUGGUUUAAGAGCCAACAUUUAGAGUAUGACAAUGGAGCUGAACAGUUUUUAAUGCGCAAGCAGUUCUGUUCUUGUGUAUGACUUGUAACCUUAAUUUACUGUGUAAAGAUGGUUACAUUAUUUCCUUAGCUUUGUUUGUUGGAGACAAAUAGAGAAUGCUUGUUAAGUAUGUCAAAACAUAAUCUUAUCUUGUGAAUUUUUGUUAAUGUAUUAUACGAGCUAUAUUUUUCAUUUGCCCAGAAAGACAGCUUGUAUAACGCUUUUGGAAGUUUCUGCUCUGUAACGUCUUUAGAGCUGACAGUCUGUUAGGUUUGUUUUUUCCUUCAUGCUAAAGUGUCAAUUGGUGGUUUUGUGAACUGGUCAGAAAUUCACAGGUCUUAAAUGUUUUGGGGAAAUUUAUAUUGGACACUGCUCUUUGUCUAGCAAAUAAAAGAUGUUAAUAUAUUCCUGUUACUGGCAUGUGCACGACUAUGUUAUUAGAAGCCACUUUAUCAUUUUCCUGCUUUAAAUAGAAAUGUCUAUUUAUGAAUUCUGCUUGUAGUUUUUUCACAAAUAAAAUAGUAAAAUUUA